Molecule: messenger RNA, 867 nt
Organism: Polypterus senegalus (gray bichir)
Lineage: Eukaryota; Metazoa; Chordata; Cladistia; Polypteriformes; Polypteridae
Product: zinc finger protein 665-like
Exons: 3
Coding region: 265-867 (200 amino acids)
Biological process (GO): regulation of transcription by RNA polymerase II
Molecular function (GO): RNA polymerase II cis-regulatory region sequence-specific DNA binding; DNA-binding transcription factor activity, RNA polymerase II-specific
Source: RefSeq, a predicted model, not a curated record
CUGGAGGAUCACGAAGAAAGAAUUUCAGUUUUUAAAGAGGAGGAGGAGUGUAAGGGAGUGACUGCUGCUAUUAAAGUUGAGGAUUUGAAUGAUUUCUCGAUUGGUCUUGAACUUCAAAAGCAUGAAACUGAGGAUAUUUUCAAACAAGAUGCCUGUGAAGAAUCUCCAUCCAGUUUACAGCCCUGGUCCACUAAUACGAGACAACUGGCUGCGCAGGAGAAUUCUGCAGAGCUGAAAUCAGAGUUAUCGGAGUAUGAAGAGAAAAUGACCGAGGGAAAUGGGAGAGAAGGAGAAGAGUCACCUGGAAGUGUUGGAAUAAAUUUACAGAAAAAUGGCAGCUUCUUUCCACCUUUAUUUGGUCAGCCCUCUUCUCAAUACAAUGAGAAAGGUAUGAAGAAAUCAGGAAGAGGAUCAGAGAUCCUGACAGCAGACUUUUUGCAGUGCAGUUCUCUCUCUGCUAUUGGAGUAACACAGACAGAAGACAUCAAAACUGAUCGACAGCAAGUGGAGAAAGAAAUCCAAAUUCACACUGGAAAAAAAUGUGUGGAAUGUGGCAAACAAUUCACACACAAAAGUGAUCUUAGUAGGCAUAUGAAGAUUCACACUGGAGAAAAACCUCAUUGCUUCUGUGUAAGAACGACUUGCCACAUUCUGAACAGCAAUCUCCAGAACCACAGAAGAAGUAAAACAGGAGAAAAACCUCAUUGUUGUCCAGAAUGUGGUAAGUCGUUCCUAAGGAGAAGCUGUCUUCAGAGGUUCCGUAAAGAUGACAGAUUUAGAAGUUAUAGUCGCCAUCUGCUGGUGAGGCCUGUAAUACACAGCGGGUUUGUCAGCCUGGGCAUUCAUUGGCUUCUUCACACAAACUGA